Messenger RNA from Alternaria hordeiaustralica, 960 nucleotides. RefSeq lists its product as uncharacterized. The record is from RefSeq and is a predicted model, not a curated record. Lineage: Eukaryota; Fungi; Ascomycota; Dothideomycetes; Pleosporales; Pleosporaceae. The transcript has 2 exons. Bases 1 to 960 code for a protein of 319 amino acids.
AUGACGUUGAAUCCCGGCAUCAUUUGCCCCAAUCUCGACUCCAACAACGAGUACUGCGUAGUCGGCGACGUCACUGACGAUCCAAUUGCAACUACGACUUCCGCGUCUACCACAGCGUCUUCAACGACCACGCCGGCAACGACCUCCACUAUCCCUUCCACAACUGUCACUUCUUCCCCGAGCACGAGUGCUCCUAUCACAACCACUUGGGUCAGUAGCACCACUACGGCUGGCAAUGGUGUUGCCACUCCCAUGCCGACGCAACCUGGAAUGGUCACCAACUGCAACAAGUUUCACUAUGUAGCGCCGGGCGUGGUCUGCGGUCAGAUUUUGAGCUACCAGAAGAUUAGUCUUGCUGAUUUUGCGAGAUGGAAUCCCACCGUCAACGAUGACUGCUCCGGCUUGUGGGCUGACGUCAACGUUUGUGUCGGUGUUAUCGGCGGAACCCCUCCUACUACCACCACUGUCAAGCCGUCUACCACAACAUCCGUGGGAAACGGCAUUCAGACACCCCAGCCGACCCAACCUGGCAUGGUCACCAACUGCAACAAGUUUCACUACGUGGCAUCAGGGGUGACGUGCGGCCAGAUCACAAGUUACCAAAAGAUCAGUCUUGCUGACUUUGUGAGAUGGAACCCUACCGUUGGCAGUGACUGCCGUGCCAUGCAAGCCGGUGUGAAUGUCUGCGUAGGUGUCAUCGGCGGUACACCCGCCACUACCACUACCCAGAAACCCACCACUACGACCUCUGCUGGUAACGGCAUCCAGACCCCUCAACCCACCCAGCCCGGCAUGGUCACGAACUGUAAAAAGUUCCACUACGUUGCUAAGGGGGUCACUUGCCAGCAGAUUAUCAGCUACCAGAAGAUCACCUUGGCCAACUUCGUCAAGUGGAAUACUGGUGUGGGAUCGAACUGUCAAAGCAUGUGGGCAGAGACCAACGUAUGCGUUGGUGUGUGA